GUUGCCGUUAUUGACGGCAACUUUCUCUCAUUGGGUGAAAUGACCAAAAUUUGCCUGAGAAAUCUUUGCCCCUAAUUUCUGAAACAUCUGGAAUUCGAUUCUGGCUUUGCUGAAACAACCAACUAUCAUAUGUUGUUUCCCUUUGUCUAUCAUCAUCAUCAUCAUUAGGCUUGUAUUCUGAUUCAUCAAAUUGGUGCAGAAGAUGGGACAUCAUAAGAAAGAAGAUGAAAAGACUGAAAAAGUAAUUCGAGGACUUCUAAAACUUCCCGAAAAUCGAAGAUGCAUCAACUGUAACAUCCUGGGACCGCAAUAUGUCUGUACCACAUUCUCGACAUUUGUUUGCACAAAUUGCAGUGGGAUACAUCGAGAGUUUACCCAUAGAGUCAAAUCUAUUUCAAUGGCUAAAUUUACUCCGGAAGAAGUUACAGCUCUUCAAGCAGGUGGUAAUGAGAGAGCAAAGCAUAUUUACUUAAAAGAGUGGGAUUCUUUACGCCAUUCUUACCCUGAUUCGUGUAAUAUACACAAACUUCGAGAUUUUAUCAAGCAUGUCUAUGUGGACAGAAAAUUUACCGGUGAAAGGAAUUAUUGCACUCUUCCUAGAGUUAGAUUGAAUGACAAGGAGGAUUCAUAUGAAAGUAGAAAGAAAAGUUUAUUUCGUUUAGAUUUCAAAAGUUCGCAUUCAAGUCCUGGUGCAAGAAGUGAUGACUUGAGUUUCAGAUAUUUAUAUGAUGAAAGCAAGAGUCCUAAAUAUGCACAAAAGUAUUCAAGGCGUGGAGGUUUAAGCAAAAGUCCUAUAAAAUUUGAGGUUGUUGAUGAUAGGCUCAAAGAUGAUGAAUUCAGAAAUCGUAGGCUAUCAAAUCUACAAUCAAAGCUAAGAGCCCUUUCACUUGAUAGUCAGAAGAAUGUUGAAAGAUCCCAACCACGCCCUGUGAGUAAUAUAAUGGGAGAAAAUUCUCCUUCUCCACAAGUCACACCUUCUGCUGGCACUGGUUCUGAAGAGAAAAAUUCAUCUGAGAAAGUAAUUAAUAAUACAGAAAGCACUAUUGAUUUGUGUUCCAAGUCUCAAGCUUCUGAAGAUGCUACUGGAGUUGAAACUGAAACACCACGUAUGUCACAGGAAAGUGGGAAUAAUUGGGCCUCAUUUGAAGCUUCUAAAGAGGACAAUGCUCCUAAAACUCCAAACACCAACACUACCCUGAAAUCACCUACAAUAGAAGCAAGACCUGAACCAAAAUUCACAAAUCCUUUAGACCUAUUACUUUUUGAAUUAACACCAACCACUACCACGGAGAUAGAACAAUCAUCUAAUGCAACCCCAACACAAGCUGAGACACAUGAUGCACAAGACUCCAUUGAAGAAGUUUCACAUGCUCAUACACCAUCAAGUAUGCAAUAUCUUCCUUCUGCAUCAGUAGAUUCUAGCCUUAUGACACAACCUACAAGUGCACCAGCCGAAGUUGUUGUAGAUAAACAUAAUCUGUCACCAAUUGUUCCGACUAAAGAUGACACUUUGUGUGAUUCUAUUGAACAAUCUUUUCAAACAACCCCAGAAUGUACUCAUGACACCAAAGUCAAUAUUGUUGGCUCCCAGCCCAGCAUAGUGGAAACAAGAUCUAUUGAAAGAAGGGAACUUCCAGAGGAUCUUUUUACUGCAAGCUACUUAUCUGGACCUGCACCACUUGCAGGUUGGCAUAAUGUUCAACCUCAAGGCAUGGGCAUGAGAUAUGGCAUGCAGUUUUAUCCUAGUGCAAUGCCUCCUUCAACACUUCCAUUUGCACCAAAGUCUACAAACCCGUUUGAAGCAUCCGAGGGGAGAGGUCUAAUCCAUGCUGCAUCAUUUCCUACUAUGGCUUCUUUGAAUGGUGCAAUGCCAACUGCAUCACCCGAAACUGGCCUAAUGCAUGUUUCUAGCCUUGGGUCUUUAAAUACAAUGGUGCCUUUGUCCACAAGUUAUGCAACACCCAUUCCUCCACAGACUCCCUUUGCAUCUGGAGCUCCUACUGCCUCAGGUGUGUAUUUUGAUCAAGAUAAUGGGGAGCAACCUAGAAGGUCACAAAGAAUUGAUAGCUUCAAUCGUGACAUAACUGGUUUUGGAUCUCUAGAUCCCAUUCAACAAUCAUCUGGGGAAUAUGUGACAUCAAGAACUCCAAAUUCUUUUUCCAAUACAAAGCGAAACCCAUUUGAAUAGUUUGCCUUAUUGUCAUGAUCUAAUGUAAAAAUUGUAUAGUCACCAUGAUCCUAAGCCAAGCUAAGUUUGUUUCUAGUUUAAUAUAAAUUUGAAAGAACAUGACCCAGACAUAAUCUAUAGUUCAUGUAGAAAACAUUACACACAAGCGAAUAUCAUAGGAUUUAUUACACUUGAGUUAUUCGAAUUCCUUGUAACUUGUUACAGUUCUUUCUACAAAAAAAUAUUACAAUUGAAAUGUCCUCUUUAUUCAUUGUGGAUAAGAAC
This is a messenger RNA of Lotus japonicus, 2452 nucleotides long. RefSeq names its product probable ADP-ribosylation factor GTPase-activating protein AGD14. Gene Ontology annotation, molecular function: GTPase activator activity. The transcript has 14 exons. The record is from RefSeq and is a predicted model, not a curated record. NCBI's taxonomy places the organism in Eukaryota, Viridiplantae, Streptophyta, Magnoliopsida, Fabales, Fabaceae. The coding region runs from base 203 to 2188 and encodes 661 amino acids.